AUGUUCUUGGAUGCGUUGGAGUCCGGUGGUUUGGAUUUGAAAGAAUUGUUUGUAGGCAAUGAUCGAAGAAUCAAGUCCAUCCUUGUCGAUUUUUCUCAGUCUCAGCUUAAGGGAUUACGGGAGGCUUUUAUGGAGAAAUUUGGAAGUGCUGGUAAAGAAGUUGUUGAACAAUUGGCAUCUGGUUGUUUUAUUCACUUCAAGAGAAGUGUGAAACGGAUGGUAAAGGUUAUCCCAGUUGAAGAAGCUGUACGGACGAGAGUGGAAGGUUUGGCCAGUGAUAUUGAGAAGUUUAGGUCUGAGAAAGCAAUAACAACCAUUCUUGAUGCAAUUGAACUUUAUUGUCCAGGUGUGAAGUCGUGGUGUGAUUGGUGGCGGCAGUCGCAUAUUGUUAAAUUGUUACUUGCAACAAGUGCUGUGGAGAAUAAUCUACCAAGAAACACCAACGUCCAAGAAGUGUUAAAUGCUACAGGAGUACCCACUUAUGAUGGUAAUGCAAUCGUAGAAAUUGAAAUGAUGCUCCGAGAGGAUGUUACAGGCGUCAUUAAAUUAUUGGGCCUGAAUGAAAAUGUGCCACUUUCAUAUGCUGACAACACCAAGCAAGGAAGGAAGAAGAGAAACGAGAAGAGAAAAAGAGCCGACCCUUUCGAUUCCAGGCCUGCUGACACAGUGUCAAGAGGCUUGAUUCCAACAAACACCGCUCCUAUUGACGCUCUUGAAAACUUUUUAGAAGGAUUGAAAACAGACCAACGCACAGCAUUGGAAGAGUUCGCCGGUCAGGAAGCUGAUGAUGUAAUUGAAGACGAAGAUUUUCAAGAAGUGGGAGAUGGUGAAAUUGUUGAAGUGACGUCGGAAGAAGAAGAAAAAGUCGAAGAACCAAAGGCAAAGAAGAAAAAAGGAGCAACAACUCGAACAACAUCCCGUAAGAGCAAAAUUAUUACAGAUUCAGAAUCUGAGUACUCAUCAUCAUCUUCAAAUGACGUGUUGGACGAAGUGGAUGAUGGUUGUACAGCGAGAACUGAUCAAAUUGUGACCCGAAGCUCUCAAGCAAUUUCUUUUGAGCCAGGUCGCUCCUUUGCAUUUCACAUUGAGCAAGCCACGAAGUUCGGUCGCAAAUCUGCUAAUUUUUAA
Naegleria lovaniensis is the source of this 1128-nucleotide messenger RNA. RefSeq lists its product as uncharacterized. The transcript has a single exon. The record is from RefSeq and is a predicted model, not a curated record. The coding region runs from base 1 to 1128 and encodes 375 amino acids. NCBI's taxonomy places the organism in Eukaryota, Heterolobosea, Eutetramitea, Acrasida, Naegleriidae.